AUGACUUCCAAAACGUCAGAAAGUGGUACCGGUACCCAAAGUACCAUAGUUCAGCUGAGGAACCUACCGGAUUUGACGGAAAUUAGUCACUUGGAAAUAGAUGCUCCCGUAGUUGAAAUUCUAAAGAAAACAGUACUUUUCCAGUUGAAUUCGUUGAACAUCUGCAUUUCAAACUUUGCAUUGGAUGAGCUGGUCAACCUCGUGACCGUCCAAAUGGACGGCAUGUUUCGGAACCUGCACAAUUUAACACUUUUACAAAGAAGGUCGCAAGCUUCUCAAGCAGAUUUGAAAUUGUUGCUUCGAGAGUUUAACCUGGAUGCGCCCUCCCUUUAUCAGCAGUUUCAGGCCUCAGAAUUCAUCAAAUCGAAGCAUUCCACGGAAUAUGAAAAAUUGAUGAGCUGGUCGUCUCUUGCUGCUUUACCGCAUAACGAAGAAGAUGAAGAGGACGAAUUGAAUAAUAUCGAGGAGCAACAGAACGAGAUCAACGUUUUGCUGCCUCCCUCUAACCCACUGGAAAAACAGAUACCGAGUUGGCUGCCCAACUUUCCGCCUGACCAUACCUAUAAGUUUACACCUGAGUUCAACCAUCCAAUUACUGAUCUAAAAACCAUCAAGAAAGAAAUAGUAAAAGAAAGCCAAGAGUCUGAAAAGGCACUAUUGAACUUGAACAAAAGUCUCUCCCACAUAUCAUCAGCGUCAAAUACCCCGCAACCGCCGGGUUUAGACGAUGAGGACGCUAUCGAGCAACAAUUGGAGAUUUGGGGCAACGCGCUGGAAGAAAGGAAACCAACCAUAACUGAAAAGUCCUUCAAUGAAAACAAUAUCGAGCAGUAUGCGAAGUAUAGAGUGGAAUUGGCGAGAGAACGUGUCACGAAAUUUGAAGUGAAUCAGUUGAAAAGAACAAAAAAUCCAUUCUUGAAAAUUUCUGAAACUCUCUACCUUCCAGAGAGUCCUCACCAGUCUCACAAAACCAUACAAAAAACCAUAGAAUUGCAAUUUCGUAAGUCUAUGACACUAUUCAUGCACAAUUUACCUAAGGUCCAGAAGUUGAAGAAGGAAAAAAUACGAAUGGCCAAGGAAGAAAGAGCAAAAUCGCUAAAACGUCGGCAAGAAGAGCUUAUUUCACAACGAACAAAGAGGGAACAAGAUGAAGGCCAUGAUCUUGAGCUUCUACUAAAUAACGAGCACGCAAGGGACGCUGCAGACGACACGACCACCCCUAAUGCAUUAAACAACUCUACCAUAGUUAUCAACACAAACGCCGAGGAUGAGGACGAUGACAUAAACUUAUUUGGCAUCUUAGGGAGCAGUGAAGAUGAGAAUGAAAUGUCGAGUAUGCCUGCGGAGAACCUGGUCGCGGAAUCGGAACCGCCAACAAUGACAGCGCAAGAUACUACAAAUACUACACCUGUAGCACAUAACACAACCAAUAUCGAUGCUACUACAAGUCACUCUCCUCAUUCGACGCCUAAUGAAAACGCCCCGACAUCUCCUCCUGCAGAUAUAGCCACAGAUCACGAUAUAACUAUGUAA
Messenger RNA from Saccharomyces cerevisiae S288C, 1533 nucleotides. It is a transcript of the gene TAF8, whose product is annotated as Taf8p. The record is from RefSeq and is marked reviewed. Gene Ontology annotation, cellular component: nucleus; transcription factor TFIID complex. Bases 1 to 1533 code for a protein of 510 amino acids. NCBI's taxonomy places the organism in Eukaryota, Fungi, Ascomycota, Saccharomycetes, Saccharomycetales, Saccharomycetaceae. The transcript has a single exon.